AUGGCCAACAGCUCUGAGGUUGAAGCCGCGGCAGAGCGGAGUUCCAGUUCGUGCUCGGGGGCAGCACCGUCCGCGUGGAAUCCGAUCCUGAAAUCUGCCGAUCAUUUCAAGUUUGGCUACAUGGCCGGCCAGGAGGCACCCAAUCGCGCAAGGGAGCCGCUCCCCAUCAAGAAGCCGGGUUCGCAGGAGCCGGCUUCGGAAAGGCGGCCGGCUGUACCGAGGUUCCGACAUCCCAUUCCAAAGCCUCCUGCUGCUGCAGCAACCGAGCAGGAAAAUUCUGCACGGCGUCCGGCGGUUCCCCGGUUUCGCCACCCCGCGAAGCCCUCGGUUGAAGCCGAGGAAGAGGAAUGGGAUCAUCAUGGUCGAUCUUCACGAAGGACGCCCCGAACAGCUGAGAGUGUGGAAGCCUCCAGCCACUGGGGUAGUGCAUCCUUGCCACUACACUCCGAGCAUACAAGAG
Molecule: messenger RNA, 460 nt
Organism: Symbiodinium sp. CCMP2456
Lineage: Eukaryota; Dinophyceae; Suessiales; Symbiodiniaceae
Source: the annotation of a GenBank genome assembly